Mobula hypostoma (lesser devil ray) is the source of this 6006-nucleotide messenger RNA. RefSeq names its product rho guanine nucleotide exchange factor 12-like. The record is from RefSeq and is a predicted model, not a curated record. Gene Ontology annotation, molecular function: guanyl-nucleotide exchange factor activity; G protein-coupled receptor binding. Gene Ontology annotation, biological process: G protein-coupled receptor signaling pathway; intracellular signal transduction. Gene Ontology annotation, cellular component: cytoplasm. The transcript is spliced from 31 exons. Bases 86 to 3835 code for a protein of 1249 amino acids. NCBI's taxonomy places the organism in Eukaryota, Metazoa, Chordata, Chondrichthyes, Myliobatiformes, Myliobatidae.
AGGCGACUGGGAGCAUGAUCUUCCACCGCAGAAUGAGAAUACAGGAUCCGAUAGAAGCCGCAUUUCAUUUGGCCGUGCAGAGUCUAUGAUAAGUAGCCCGUCUCCCCCAUGUGAUGGUCACUUUCACCGAGAUUCUCUGAACAGCAGCCCCAAGAUCUUCCCAAAAGAUGCUGGCAGUUUUUGUGAGAGUAUGGAAGUCGAUGAGAGUCAGGACUGGGAUUCACUGUCCUCAGGGGUCAGUCCCCCACGAGUUCCAGUGCCAAUAAUUGGUGCUGAAGACGAUGAUUUUGAUACAGAGGCUGAGCAAAUUGACGUUCAGUGCAGCUGUUUCCAAACCAUCGACCUUGUGAAAUCCAGGCCGGCACAUUUGGUUGCAUUUUUACAUCAUGUCGUGUCACAGUUUGAGGCAGCUCCAUUGCUCUGUUACCUCUAUGCUGAUCUCUACAAUCACACAAACUCUAAGGAUCAUCGACGGAUGUUUCUAGAGUUUUGCCAUUUUUUCUUGGAGAAGGGAUCGAAUCUCAAAGUUCAGGUUCCAGAAUGGAUCAGUGUAGAACUAGAACGUAGAAAAGGAGAUAUGUCUGAGGAAAUGCAACGUAGCUGGGUGCAGGGGAUGCAGGACAGUGUCCUGCCUGAUGUUCAGACACAUCUGGAAGAUUUCAGGCAAAAACGGAAUAUGGGAAUGACAAUCGGAGAGAAUGAAUUGGCAAAGUUGGAUGCAGAGCGAAUCCGGGACCGUGUGGCAGCAGAGCAGAAGGAACGGGUGUGUGCAGAGCACUUGUUACAGAAGAUCGAAGAAGUCCUUGCGACGUUAUCCCCUUCUGAGGAAGAGAAAAGUAAUUCUGUUGCAGAUGUGUUCUUCAUCUAUAUGAAGCACCUUGGAGUGAAAGUGAAGGAAAUGAGGAACCUGGACAGAGAGCGCAGGUUAAAAGUCGCAUUCUUUCCAAAGAAGAAGCAAAGUAUAAAGAAAGAGAAGGAAACAGUGAAAGAUGAUGAGAAAAAGAAACGUUUCCAGAGCAUUCUGGACCCGAUCCGUCGCACGAGCAAACAGGAUCGCAAUGCGAUUGAAAAGGCUAAGUUACUCCACCAGAGGCAAAUGGGACCAUAUACCCGAUCAGCUUCUCACUCUGACCACAGCGAGAGAUCAAAAUCUAUCCAGUUUUUCAACGAGGGAAAUGACGCAAGCUAUCAACCCAUGGUGAUUGGCUCACCAGGGCCAACUAUGGCCAACACUGUCCAUGAUGGGAACUCAGAGAGUGAAACAGAUUCUGGUUUUGCAACACCUACGUUGAAGAUGUUGACAGACAAUUCAUUAACAGGGGAUUCCAGCACUUCUUCACCAAAGUCGACCUUUGAGCUUCCAUCCAUCCUGGAUCAGGUGAUGGAGGAGGACAGGGAAUCUGAGAAAAGCCUCGAGACUGCCACACCCCCGUGUACUCCAAAGCCAGGCCGACGAGCGGAUGGGCACGGGUAUGGAGCGUGGACCGAGGCCAGUUCUCAGACACACUCCCUGAGUCAGACGGAGGAAGAUCAGAUGCACUUGUCGGAUGUGGAGCAGGACCCAGCCAAUUGGCAGCAGCUGGUUAGUCGGGAUGUCCUGUCUGGCCUGAAGCCACAUGAGAUCAAGAGGCAGGAAGUUAUUAACGAACUUUUCCAUACGGAGCGGGCUCACAUUCGAAUGCUGAAGGUUCUAGAUGUAAUCUUUUACCAGAAGAUGUUGCGAGAUGGUAGCAUACCUACAGCUGAUGUGAGAAACAUAUUUUCCAACCUCGACGAAAUCCUGCAGCUUCAUGUUUCAUUAAAUGAACAGAUGAGAAAAGUCUGGAAAAGAAAUGAAAACUUUGUGGUUGAUCAGAUUGGAGAGGACUUGCUUAACUGGUUCAGCUGUUCUGAAGAGGAGAAGUUUAAACGAGCUGCAGCUACCUUCUGCAGCAAUCAGCCCUUCGCUUUGGAACUUAUCAAAUCAAAGCAGAAGAAAGAUUCGAGAUUUCAGGCAAUCAUUCAGGAGGCACAGAGUAACCCGCAGUGCAGGAGGCUGCAACUUAAGGACAUCAUCCCAACUGAGAUGCAACGCCUGACCAAAUAUCCGUUACUCCUGGAGAACAUUGCGAAAAAUACAGAUCCAGAACAGCACGAAGAAAAGAAGAAGGUAAAACAGGCAGCAGAAUGCUGCCGUCAGAUCCUGAACUUUGUGAAUCAGGCUGUGAAGGAGGCUGAAAAUAAACAGCGGUUGGAAGAUUACCAGCGACGCUUGGAUCUGUCCAGCCUGAAACAGUCAGAUUAUCCGCAGAUUGAGGAGUUCCGGAAUCUGGACCUAACAAAGCGGAUCAUGAUUCAUGAAGGGCCUCUGACUUGGCGGGUGAAUAAAGAUAAGACAAUCGAUCUCUACACACUUCUGCUGGAGGACAUAUUGGUUCUAUCUCAGAAACAAGAUGAGCGUUUGGUGUUGAAGUGUCAUAGUAAAAAUCUCGCUGCCAAUGCUGACACCAAACACAUCUUCAGCCCCAUCAUCAAACUCUCUGCUGUGCUUGUGCGCGAAGUUGCAACAGAUAACAAAGCUUUCUUCGUCAUCUCAACGUCAGCUGAUGGUGCACAGAUCUAUGAGCUGGUGGCCCAGACAGUGUCUGAACGGAAAACGUGGCAGUAUUUAAUCACACAGACUUCAGGAUCGAUAAAGGCACCAAGCCACCAUGCCUCAGAACCACCUACUGAGAGUGAGCAGGAGGAUGAGGAAAAUCUGAGCGCAAUCCAGCAAGGCGGAUCAAGGAAAGUCCCAGGAAGGAUGUCGAGCAGCAGUGAUUCAACACAAGGUAAAGAGAUUGAUGACCCACUCGCUGUGAAUAUCUCGGCGUCCAGCAAACAGAAACAUAGUGCAAUCAUCUCUGCGCAGGAGACAGAGGAGCAGCCCAGGUACAUACAAGACUAUAACAGCCUCCGAAGACCAACUGCAGGGCAGCCCCCCUACAGAAGCACUGAGCUGCACUACUCAAGUCGGGCUCACAGUUCAGUAUCAUCACUCCCUUAUUCAAGAGCAGACGCUGCACUAAUAAGCCUUCAUUCCUUGAAGCAAAUACUGAUGGUUCAGCUGCUGGGUUCAGAUGACGAUGCCAGCGAUGGAACUUCUGUUCAGCACCUUGCAGAUGAGGACAGUUUAUCACUAAAACAGGAGACAGAUGGGCCACCUGACAGCAUGAUGUGUUUUCAAGGUGAGAUGCCCAACAAAGCACUGCAGCAUCAGGUGGAGAUGGCCAAUGGGACACUGGAAGAAUUGGAGGCUGAUAGCAGAGUUAGUGAAAGGACUAAAUUUACCCGUCAGUUGACACUGGAAGCAGGUCACAGUGAACGUGUCACAACUGAAGGACACGGACCAGACUUGGUAGCAGAUGAUGGUGGAGAGAGGUUCUAUGAUGCUCCAGAAGAUCAUUCAGAUGAGCGUCGAUCACAAGGGAACAGUUCAAGUCCAAGCAGAGAAGAGGAGGCAAGGUCACAAGCCUGUGCAUCAGGGAAUUUCCUAACCCUGGAUGAGUUUGCACAGACUGAAGGGAGCUCCACUGAUGAAAUAGAUAUGUCUACACUUGCGCCUGAUUAUUCUGUGGAUUGUAUCGCCCAAAGCACUGAGACAAGGGAGAGCAACAGCGCAACUGAUCCUUGUAAUACUGAAGGAUCAGAGGCAGGAAUUAGACAGCUGCUUCCUUCACACGUGCGCAACCAAAUCCUCCAAUUCAUACAUAAUAUCGAGUCUGAUCUGAAGAGUUUAAAGGAGGUGGAGCUGGAAUACUACAGUCAGCAUGACCUGGAAUCCACAGCUUCACAUGAGCCAACAGGAGACAGUUAAUGUAGUUUAUUCAAAAAUGGAAUCAAGCCAGGCAUGGUGAUGGAACAUAUGGGUGCUUGGAGAUGACCCCUUGAAGCUCCUGCUAGCUCUGGACUUUGGAGACAUUUGUGGAACUGAUUGUUUGUUCAAAUGCCGCUGAUUUCUGGGUCACUUUUGGGAUGGUGUAUCAGUGAGUCCUGCCUGUAUUGGUGUGUCUUGCCAGUUAUGGGUGCAUCCCAGUUCGGUUGAUGCAGUCGCCCUCCCUUGUCUGCGCACAUCUCUUUCAAUUAUAGAACUGAUCUCGCCCUCCGCAUCUCCUAAAACCAAAUGUACAGAAAUCAGCUUAGGGUUUGAUGAAAUCGAGAUGUAUUUAUUUGUAUUCACUUGCUAUGAUAAAUGCAGUUGUUUUGUUAUAAUUUUUAUUUUCAUAGCCUGUAUUAAGCUGAUUUGCAAAUGAAGAUUAAGAUCUGGUUAAUGCAUGGAGUCCAUGUGCUGGGUUCCAACAUUGAGCACAGUGGAAUAGAUAACUGGGGUGUAUGUGAGAGUUAUCAUGCAAUCAGGGUAAGAGUUACUACACUGCUGGGGUGAGAGAGGGAGAAUUUGUGUGUUUGUGUCUGUGUGUGUCUUACUGUACAGCUGGGUUACGAGGCAGUAACUACAUAUGAGGUGAAAGAAAGUUAGUUAUUCCAUUGGGUAAGAGAGGGUUAAUGCAGGUGUGUCAGUUACUGGACUUGGGCUUGAAUGUGUGUGAGAGAGAGAAAGAGAGAGAAAGUUGGUGUUCAGUAUGUGUGUGUGUGAGAAAGAGAACUAGUGCACAGAGAAUGCAAGGGAGAGCAGCUGUAUGGCGUGCGAAAGAGAUGGGGCUGGCAGAAUGUGCGAGAUAGAGUCAGUGCACUGACUGCAAGACUUGACGGCACAGCUGGGCUGUGAAAGGGAGCGUUAUUACACAGUUCAUCACUACAGCAAAGCUCCUGAUAGCUAAGCCAGGUUCAAGAUUCACAUUACAUCUGCUGUUAUUACCCUGAUCAGGGUUGUGGACCAAAGGUGCUCUGUAGCAAAACCUGCACCCAGAGCAAAGUAUCAGGUGCAGGGACAGGUUAGGGUUUCUCUUGUCAGGAGAACCACUACCUCUCUUAACUUGUCUUUCCUCUGUGCAUGCAGUGUGUUUGCAACAUACAGUUUAUUGUUUGUACUUUGAGUACUUGGCAAACACAUUCAUUCCUCACAUCCAUAUUGCCAGGGCUGUCACACCAUAUUUCCUCUGAUGCUCAUCUCUCACUGAUACUAUGGUGUUGGAACAAUUCGGGCACAAAAUUGCAGAGUAGGCUUCUGACACAAGAUGUUGGAAAUGUUAUGAUGGGCACUGGGUCUGGCCAGCUCCUUUUCUACCAGAAUUUUGUUUAUAUACGAUUUACAUUUAGAGUAUAACCUGGGAGUAGUUCCUGCACACCACAAGAAACCCCUCCUUUUUAGUCAGUGGCUUCCUGUAUUCCACUGUACAGAAGCAGUGGCUGUUACCAAGCCUACCCUGUUAACUGCUGUUUCCACAGCUAUAAUUGCAAUGUCCAAUCAUAAUUCCUGUCCCUUCUAAACCCAGAAACUGAUCUCAAUGUCACACAGAGCUCGGAGGAGAAGCUUCACCUUGCUGACGCCCAUCAGUUGAAAAUAAGUUGGAAAUCACUGUAAACCCACUUGCUGUUUGGUACAGAUGGUAAAAUGAACACAUAAGCUGUUAACAAGACAGAUACCCUCCCAGUGGAUGUCAGUUCUAACUCUGACUAAAGCAGAUACUUCAGCUCUCCAGUAAAUUUCCUCGCACCACUCUUGCUUCAGAGAUGAUGCUGAUUUGGUGUGAGUGCAUGAGCUAACUUUGCAUAUUGCCCCUCACGUAUGUACAGAUCUUCUAGAGCUCCCAUUGGUGCCCUGUACAUCAUCCUGCGCAACACACUAACCCUGCUGCCUCCCCUAAUUAUAGUUUUAUUUGUCUCAAGUUUAUGAUAUAUUUCAAUUGGUUUUAUCUAACUUUGUAAAAUAGCAUCUCGUUUAAGAUUUAGCAAUGACAUUAUGUUACUUGAAAAAAAAAAGCAAAUAUAAUUCUGUUCUGGGAUCUGGGUUUUAAAGAAAUGUUUCAUUAUAAUUAAAUUGUUUCAGUAUAAUUAAAAAGCUGUGGCAUAAAGUUGCUUUUGUUAUCU